AUGGAAGGAUUCAAAGACUCGCAAUCGUUUGGAAAAACGACUAUGCUUGACUCAACCAACUAUGGGCAUUGGAAAGUGAAGAUCAGCUCUUAUAUUCGUGGCCUUGAUGAAGAUACGUGGAGUGCUGUCACUGAUGGAUGGACUCGACCAACUGACGUUGUUGACGGAACCAUAGUGAUGAAGCCAAAAAUUCAAUGGACAGCUCAAGAAAAAAAGGAAUCGGCUAUGAAUCAGAAAGCGUUAUCAAUCAUUUUCAGCAGUGUCAGUCCUGAAGAAUUUGAACAAAUACAAGGAUGUGAAACGGCGAAGGAUGCCUGGGAUACUCUGGAACUUAUUCAUGAAGGAACUUCCAAAGUAAAAAGGAACAGACUGGAUAUGAUUGAUCUACAGUUUGAACGCCUGAGGAUGGGAGAUGAUGAGAGCGUGAAGGAAUUCUGUGGAAAAUUGAGUGCAUUGUCAAAUGAGGCAAGUGUACUUGGGAGAAAGAUUACCAACGACAAGCUGGUGAAGAAACUUCUGAACAGUUUGCCAGCUAAGUAUCAUUCGCAGAUCCUUGUCUUUGAAGGAGUAAACAACUUGGAUACUGUUACAUUCAAGGAAGCUGUAGGUACCUUUGCUGCACAUGAACUGAGAUUGCAACUAAUGAAUGGAGGAUCAUCUGCUCAUGCAAAAAGAGGAGUGGCAUUACAUGUACCUGAAACAAAAACAAAUGAAGCAGAAGUCAAACUUCCAGUGAAAAACAAGAAGCUAACUGAAGAAGAAUUGCAUGAUCAAAUGUCACUUGUUGUCAGAAAUUUCAACAAGUUCUUCAAAGGGAGGAAGAAAUUUGGGAAUCAAAAUGAUCGAGAAUCUGGAAAGUGUUUGGAGUGCAAAGGUACGGGACAUUGGAAGGCAGAAUGUCCAAGUAUUGCAAAAAGAGAAAGUGUUUUGAAAACCCUCAAAGAAACUCAGUGUUUUGAAUGCAAAGGUUUCGGUCACACGAAAGUAGAAUGCCUCAAGCGCAAAGGGAAGUCCUUAAUCACUCAUGAAGAGGAUAUCUCGAGUACUGAGAGCGAUAGUGACGAAGAAGAACUGUCAAAUUUUGUGGCAUUUCUAGGAGUGAUAGAAGAAGAAGCUGAUCAAGAUGCAAACAGUGAUGAUGAGGAGAUUACUGAGGAACAUCUUUUCAAAGAUAUGACCAAACUGGUGGAUAUGAACAAGCAACUCAUAAUUGAGAAACGACAGUUGGAGCAAGAACUCAGUCAAGUCCAACAACAACUGAGAGACACCAAACAGAAAUUGCUUCAGAAAGAAGAGGAGGCGUCCAAUAUGAAAUGUCAAUUGGAAGGAACCAAGAAGAAUAUUCAUCUUCUUGGUAAUGGAACUGGGAAGCUUGAUCACUUACUUGGCAUAGGACGAAACUUUGGUGAUCGGUCCGGACUUGGUUAUCUGGGUAAGAUACAAACUACUCCAAAGUUUGUGUCUGGAGGAAAUCUGAAUCAAGAAGCUCCUUCCUCAAUGAUCAGGAGUUCUGGAUCAAAACACUUUUCGAACAAUGCUACAAGACGCAUACGAGCAGAGAAUCGGAUAUGCUAUCACUGUGGCAAGGAAGGACACAUUCGACGGAACUGUUUCUCCCUACACAGAAACAAGAAUGCCUAUAGGUAUACAUCACCACACCAUUACUAUCCCACUUGGAAUCUCAGAUGGGUUAAAAAAUCGGAUAUCAGGUGCAAUGUUGCGUAUACUUCGGAGCAAAACAACAGUGCAGGGAUCUGGUAUUUUGAUAGUGGCUGUUCUAGACACAUGACAGGAAAUCAAGAUCUGCUGAAAGACUUUGAAGAGGUUCAGAAAGGAGGAAGUGUAACUUUCGGGGAUGGUAAACAAGGAAAAAUACUGGGCAAAGGAACACUUAAUCAAACUGGUCUUCCAAGAUUGCAUGAUGUCAAGGUUGUACAAGGUCUAAAAGCAAAUCUUAUCAGCAUUAGUCAACUCUGCGACAAUGGAAUGCGAGUCAAGUUUACAAAGAAUGCAUGCUUUGUGAUGGAUACAGACAACAAGUGCAUUGAUAAUAAGGUUGAGAGCUUUUGUACGGGAAACACUGGUGAGAGUGAUCUGAGAGAAAGUGAGAUAUACUUAAGGGGGAGCCUUGAAAUAACAGGAGAACCUCUUAUUGGGCCUAGACGAGGUCUGGGAUAA
Tarenaya hassleriana is the source of this 2178-nucleotide messenger RNA. RefSeq lists its product as uncharacterized. Gene Ontology annotation, molecular function: zinc ion binding; nucleic acid binding. The coding region runs from base 1 to 2178 and encodes 725 amino acids. The transcript has a single exon. Lineage: Eukaryota; Viridiplantae; Streptophyta; Magnoliopsida; Brassicales; Cleomaceae. The record is from RefSeq and is a predicted model, not a curated record.